Molecule: messenger RNA, 639 nt
Organism: Gloeophyllum trabeum ATCC 11539
Lineage: Eukaryota; Fungi; Basidiomycota; Agaricomycetes; Gloeophyllales; Gloeophyllaceae
Exons: 2
Coding region: 1-639 (212 amino acids)
Source: RefSeq, a predicted model, not a curated record
AUGUCGAUCACCAGCGCGACUCCCGCUUACCAGCUCCGUCAAUGCCCGUUCACCUUCAAGAGGGCACUCGAUGGCGAUGGCCACAGCUCGGCUACAAAGUUCCCACUGUUCCGCGACGUCUGUUGGGACCCCGAGCCCGAAACACUGAGAGUGCGCGACUGGAGGGAGGACGCGAAGGGCAUGGGAAACCGGCUAAACGUAGAUAGGUCUCCUACUGUGCGGAGCCGACUGCGUUCGCGCGGUCAUGGCCACACGCAUGAACAACCGCGAAAUGCUCGGAUGGAAUCUACAGUUCAAGAACAGGCGCCGCAACGCGAGGACACGGCGAGACCAAACCCUGAGAAUGAGCAGCAGAUGAAGGAAACAGGAGGUAGCUCAGGCUCCGAGUCCCGGCCCUCCAAGCGACCAAGGACGCGUGCAGUGUCACUUGCGAACGUCGUAACUAACAACCACACACGCCCCUCGACGGCGAAGGCCAAGACUAAGGAGGAGAGGAAGGAGAUUUUGAUGGCGGACCCGGAUGUCACAAACGUCGAGCCGACGUCUGUCACAUGCCGAAAGUGCGGCGGGACGAUCUCGUUGGACAAGAGAGGGGAGUACUACUUGACGGCCUGGAACAAACACAAACGGGUCUGCUAG